Eruca vesicaria subsp. sativa (arugula) is the source of this 318-nucleotide messenger RNA. The record is from the annotation of a GenBank genome assembly. NCBI's taxonomy places the organism in Eukaryota, Viridiplantae, Streptophyta, Magnoliopsida, Brassicales, Brassicaceae.
AUGGCAGCUUUGAAGUUAAUACCUGAAGACGACAACAAAGAAAAUGUUUCCCCUUCCGAGAUGGCCACCGUUUGUGUCAAGCCUCAUGAUAAAUACAGAACCGAAAUCAGCUUCAGAAGAAAAAGGUAUACAAGAGAGCCUCUUCAAGACAUCACUAAUCUCUUUGUCCCAUCAUCACCAUUGUCCUCUUCGUUUCUGAAUCUGCAUGCGCCCUCUUCGCCAUCUCUAUCAGUUGUUCCCAAAUGCAUGAAGAGAAAAUCUGGUGUUGCUCUCAAAGCUGCCACUUCUUCUACCUACUCUUCUAAAAAUUACAGAUGA